AUGCAAGUUGCAGAGAUUCUCUCAGAUAUCAAUUCCCUGAGAGUUUGCGGUCACAACGAGGCCCUGGCACUGGUGAAUGUACACAAAAAUGCCACAGGCUCAGAUUCAACCGAGUCCUGUAGCGCAUUGGCAGAUAAGAGCAAGGCAGAUGACAAGGCCGAUCUUCGUCGUGCAAAGGAGCUAGUUGAGCUACACUACGAGGUCAAGGCGCGACAUGCCAAUGGAACUGUCGAUGAGGAGCUGAAUCAAGUUCGACAAGAUGUCCGGCGAGUUUUGAGAGAGCUGUCGACUGUCUAA
Messenger RNA from Penicillium vulpinum, 297 nucleotides. RefSeq lists its product as uncharacterized. The coding region runs from base 1 to 297 and encodes 98 amino acids. The transcript is spliced from 2 exons. NCBI's taxonomy places the organism in Eukaryota, Fungi, Ascomycota, Eurotiomycetes, Eurotiales, Aspergillaceae. The record is from RefSeq and is a predicted model, not a curated record.